AUGAAUUCACAAGCCGAAGAUAUUUCAAAGGUAGGAAAUAACCAUACCAUAAACGAAAAUAACAUAGCGACUGUAGACAAGAAAGUCAUUAAGGAUAGAAUUAUAAAUUUCGACAACAUGACAGUUUUAUCACCAUCAUUAACCCCAUCGAUUCUUAAUGAAGAACCUAUGAUCCCCAAUAUUUCGGAGAAAGAAAGACAAAAUUUACCUUUACCAGAUAAAUUACCUAUAGUGAAUUGUAUUGCUAGAGCAAGAAUUCCUACCACCAAUGGACCGGAAAUUUUCUUGCAUUUAUAUGAGAAUAAUAUCGAUAAUAAAGAACAUUUGGCCAUAGUAUUUGGUGAAGACAUAAGAUCUAAAACUUUAUAUAAGAAGAGAGAAGGAGAAACUCAACAAGAUAGAAUGACCAGAGGUGCAUAUAUUGGGAAAUUAUUUCCUGGAAGAACAGAAGCUGAUUAUGAUUCUCAACUCAACUUGAGAUUAAAAUUCAAUUCCAAUGGAGAAUUAAUCUAUGAAAGAGAUACAAGCCACACCGAACCAACAUUAGUAAGAAUUCAUAGUGAAUGUUAUACUGGAGAAACAGCAUGGAGUGCCAGAUGUGAUUGUGGAGAACAAUUUGAUGAAGCUGGAAGAUUAAUGGGAGAAAAUGGUCAUGGAUGUAUGGUAUACUUAAGACAAGAAGGUAGAGGUAUCGGAUUAGGAGAAAAGUUGAAAGCUUAUAAUUUACAAGAUUUGGGUGCUGACACUGUUCAAGCAAACUUGUUAUUAAGACAUCCAGCUGAUGGUAGAUCAUUUUCAUUAGCAACAGCUAUUUUAGAUGAUUUAAAUUUAUUGGAAAUCCAAUUAUUAACUAAUAACCCCGAUAAAAUUAUAGCCGUGGAAGGUAAACAUCAAGUAAUAAAAGUAAUUGAACGUAUUCCAAUGGUACCUUUAGCUUGGAGAUCAAAAGAAGGUAUUCAAUCCAAAGAAGUUGAAGGAUAUUUGAGAACCAAAAUUGAAAGAAUGGGUCAUUUGUUGGAGAAGCCUUUAAAGAUUUAA
Molecule: messenger RNA, 1038 nt
Organism: Yamadazyma jaroonii
Lineage: Eukaryota; Fungi; Ascomycota; Pichiomycetes; Serinales; Debaryomycetaceae
Source: the annotation of a GenBank genome assembly